This is a messenger RNA of Lagopus leucura (white-tailed ptarmigan), 1870 nucleotides long. RefSeq names its product beta-1,3-glucuronyltransferase 2 (gene B3GAT2). Gene Ontology annotation, molecular function: galactosylgalactosylxylosylprotein 3-beta-glucuronosyltransferase activity. Gene Ontology annotation, cellular component: Golgi membrane. The transcript has 4 exons. Gene Ontology annotation, biological process: chondroitin sulfate proteoglycan biosynthetic process; carbohydrate metabolic process. The coding region runs from base 35 to 979 and encodes 314 amino acids. The record is from RefSeq and is a predicted model, not a curated record. NCBI's taxonomy places the organism in Eukaryota, Metazoa, Chordata, Aves, Galliformes, Phasianidae.
GGCGCUGAGGGACGUUGCGGCGCGGCGGGGCAGCAUGAAGAAGGCGCUGCUCCUCAGCCGCUUCCUUCUGCUGCUGCCCUGGGUGCUCGUCGUCGUCAUCGUGCUGGACAUCGACAGCAGCAGGGCGCCGACGCCCGCGCCGGGACCCCGCGGCGGAGAGAGCGGCGGCGGCAGCGGCGGCGGAGGGUCCCGGCCGGCGACGGAGCGGGCGUCCUCACCGCGGCGCCCCGAGGCCGCGCUGCCCACCAUCUAUGCCAUCACGCCCACGUACAGCCGCCCGGUGCAGAAGGCCGAGCUGACCCGGCUGGCCAACACCCUCCGGCAGGUGGCGCGGCUCCACUGGAUCCUGGUGGAGGACGCGGCGACGCGCAGCGAGCUGGUGAGCCGCUUCGUGGCGGACGCCGGGCUGCCCUGCACGCACCUACACGUCCCCACGCCGCGCCGCUACAAACGGCCUGGGCUGCCCCGCGCCACCGAGCAGCGCAACGCCGCCCUGGCCUGGCUGAGGCAGCGGCACCAGCACCUGCCGGCCCCUCAGCCUGGCGUGCUCUUCUUCGCCGACGACGACAACACCUACAGCCUGGAGCUCUUCCACGAGAUGCGCACGACCCGUAAGGUGUCGGUGUGGCCUGUGGGGCUGGUCGGGGGACGGCGGUACGAGCGCCCGGUUGUGGAGAACGGCAAGGUCGUCGGGUGGUACACGGGCUGGAGAGCUGACAGGCCCUUCGCCAUCGACAUGGCCGGAUUUGCUGUGAGCCUUCAGGUGAUUCUGUCACAUCCAAAGGCCGUAUUCAAGCGUCGCGGUUCUCAGCCAGGAAUGCAAGAAUCUGAUUUUCUGAAACAGAUAACAACAGUGGAGGAACUGGAGCCAAAAGCAAACAACUGCACAAAGGUUCUCGUGUGGCACACACGAACAGAAAAAGUCAAUCUAGCUAAUGAGCCAAAAUAUCAUCUGGACACAGUCAACAUUGAGGUAUGAUCCUGAGACGAGUCACAGUACAGCGGAUGCGUUUGGAAAGUGCUCCAAUUCAGCCCCUGUAGCAGCCUACAGGUGUGAGGAUUUUUGGUCACCCGGUGGACUUCUGUGGAAACAAAAGAAAGUUGUCAGAUAUUCUGUUAGGCAAAUCAAAUGGGUGUGCUUUGUUCUAACUUGUUUGCAUGCACUUCUGAACUCAUCUUAAUAAACUGACACUUACCUUUGCUGUAAGGCUGUUUCCACAUAGUAAAAACAAUCGAUCGAUCAAUCGAAACAUGACUGCAAUGGAAUAUUGUCAAAAUCAUCAUUCAGUUUUUGUAUUUAUCCAGCUUAGUGGUAUAAUUAUAAACUGAUUUUAAAUCAUGAACUGUUGAUCUAAAUAUUUGCAUAAAUAGAUCCUCCAAAUGCUUUUCUUCAUUAAAAUCAGACUUAAAGAAAUAGCUGUCAAAUAGUUAUGCAAUAAUGAAAUAAAAACCCACAAUCAUUUACGGAUUCAUCUUUUUAAUAUAGGGAAAUAACAUUUUAUCAUUAUGAGGCACCAUAAAAUGUAAACACAAUCACUGUCAUAAACCUGGAUAUUUCUGCAAGGAAAGAUGGAUCUGUUCACACCAAGUUACCUUGUAUGCAUACCAGUUCUCAGCAUUAAUACUGCAUACUUGCCUCGUGAGCCCGCUUGGGUGCUUUAGCACAGGAAACUCAAAUGGAUCAAAUGCUCAUUUUUAAAAGAAUAGACUAUUAAUUUGUAGGACUAGAGUAACAUCCAGGUUUAUCUUCCUUUCAAUGAUCACAUUCCCUGUUAUGCACACCAUAAUAACGUCACAGUGAAAUGCAUGAUGAAACAAAAUUUGUUUGAUACACUAGAAAACAUUGCUGUGAUACAUUUACAUUCUAUUU